Messenger RNA from Siniperca chuatsi (mandarin fish), 793 nucleotides. It is a transcript of the gene naa38, whose product is annotated as N-alpha-acetyltransferase 38, NatC auxiliary subunit. Lineage: Eukaryota; Metazoa; Chordata; Actinopteri; Centrarchiformes; Sinipercidae. The transcript is spliced from 3 exons. The coding region runs from base 105 to 443 and encodes 112 amino acids. Gene Ontology annotation, molecular function: RNA binding. The record is from RefSeq and is a predicted model, not a curated record. Gene Ontology annotation, cellular component: NatC complex.
GAGUCGUCCCCUUUAAAAAAAGAAACCUUAUACUGAGUUUCCGGUUUAGCUGGUCCGUCAGAAAAAUUGCUCCGCAAGCAAACGUAAGCGAAGUAGUUGGGAUUAUGGCCACAAUGAUUGAGGAAAAUGGUCCGUCGACUCAUGAGCACUCGGAUGUGUCCUCAUCGUCCCAGGCCAGGCAGAAACUAGAGGGGCUCCUGAAUAAGAACAUGAGGAUCCGCAUGACAGACGGAAGGACUCUGGUGGGGCUUUUCCUCUGCACAGACCGAGACUGCAACGUAAUCCUCGGAUCCGCUCAGGAGUUCCUCAAAUCCGCAGACACAUUCUCCCAGGGCGAACCCAGAGUCCUGGGCCUGGCCAUGAUCCCCGGUCACCACGUGGUAUCCAUCGAGGUGGAGAUAGACAGUCUGGAAGACACACAAGGAUUUGGAGCUAACCAUUGAUGAAGCCCUGUUUGUUUGGACGACACUCAGCUCUCAGUGUGACUGUCUCUCAGUAAGCCGGCUGUAUGGCCUGUGGCUGAGCUCAAACAUGAAUGGACAUCUUCAAUGGAGGAUUUAAUCAGUCACUUCAGCUCUACAGAUGCAGAUACAGAACUCUUGUGUCAAUAUUCUGGAUUUAGCCAUUUCCUCUAUGCUUGAAGAUGUGUCCAUUUGCAGUGACUGCUGUACAAUACAGCAUGUGCGUAAAGCGUGUGUGCCAUGUAUGCAUGAGGUGUGAAAAUUGUGUUUCAGUUCUGUGUACAGUAAAUGUCUUUGUUUCAUGAUGUUUUAAAAUAGAUUGCUGUAUUUGA